This is a messenger RNA of Oppiella nova, 465 nucleotides long. The record is from the annotation of a GenBank genome assembly. Lineage: Eukaryota; Metazoa; Arthropoda; Arachnida; Sarcoptiformes; Oppiidae.
AUGUUUGUCGUCAAACGAUACAAAGAGCCAGAAAUACGGACAACAGAGUCGAUAGACUACAACCUAGAGGCCACUAAAUCGGUACAGUUAGAGCCAGGUGCAUUACAAAUCUUGGAGCCGUCCAGAAAGACCAAGAUCAUAAUUGUGGCCCUCAUAGCGCUCAGCUUAAACUCGUACUCCGGCUUUGAAAUGACUUAUUUCCAGAACAGUUCCACAUAUUAUCAAUACCUACCGAUCCGUAUCUCUGCCCAAAAAGCUGCAGAUAUAUAUACAUUGAUGACCUCCACCUACACUGCCGGCCGAUUAUUUGCAGCCUAUAUUUCCAGCAAAUUAAAACCAGAGACCAUGAUAACGUAUCACUCGAUAAUACUCAUUAUAUCCAUAGCGAUUUUACAUUUUGGGUCGUCAUCUGAAAUCUUAAUCUGGAUCGGUAAUGGACUCAUAGAUAUAUACAAAAAUACGUAA